Molecule: messenger RNA, 2214 nt
Organism: Prunus armeniaca (apricot)
Lineage: Eukaryota; Viridiplantae; Streptophyta; Magnoliopsida; Rosales; Rosaceae
Source: the annotation of a GenBank genome assembly
AUGGGCAAGCAGGAAGGUGGUGGAGAAGAAAGUCUUCCUCCAUUGUUUGAGAGCAGAAGAGCAAGAUUUAUAGGUUUGUAUAGGGUUUUUGCAUCCACAAUAUUGGUGGGUGUGUGUUUGAUAUGGGUGUAUAGAGUAACAAACAUCCCAAGAGCUGGAGAGGCAGGGAGGUGGGCUUGGCUUGGUAUGCUCAUGGCUGAGUUCUGGUUUGGGCUGUACUGGAUCAUCACUCAGUCUCCUAGAUGGAAUGUUACUUAUCGUCAACCUUUCAAGGAUAGGCUCUCUCACAGAUAUGAGGACAAGUUGCCGGGAGUUGACAUUUUUAUAUGCACUGCUGACCCCAAAAUGGAGCCACCAACUUUGGUGAUUAACACUGUCCUAUCAGUGCUGUCCUACAAUUAUCCAACAGAGAAGCUGAGUGUUUAUCUUUCCGACGAUGGUGGUUCAGAAUUCACUUUCUAUGCUCUCUUGGAGGCCUCUCGUUUCGCUAAGUAUUGGAUACCCUUCUGCAAAAAGUUCAAUGUUGAGCCAAGGUCACCAGAGGCCUACUUUGCCCUGCACUCUGAUGUGCAUGACAUCAAGUAUGGUCAGGAAUGGCUGGAAAUCAAGAAACUUUAUGAAGAAAUGAAGAAUCGGAUCGAAUCUGCUGUUGCAACGGCAGAGAUUCCAGUAGAAAUAAAGAAGCAACACAAAGGGUUCUCAGAAUGGAACCUUAAAGUAGCAAAGAAUGAUCAUCAGUCGAUUGUGCAGAUUAUAACUGAUGGAAGAGACAUAAAUGCCGUGGAUAAUGAUGGAUGCCAGUUACCUAUGAUGGUGUACAUGUCACGAGAAAAGAAACCUCAGCAGCCACACAACUUCAAAGCUGGAGCUCUGAAUGCACUGCUGAGAGUGUCAUCAGAGAUAAGCAAUGCACCCUUCAUCCUCCUCUUGGACUGUGACAUGUAUGCAAACAAUGCAGACUCAAUACGAGAGGCAUUAUGUUUCUUCUUGGAUGAAAAGUAUGGCCCUGAGAUCGCUUACGUGCAACAUCCACAGGGCUAUAAUAAUCUCACCAAGGACGAUAUCUAUGGAAAUGAAUGUUUCGUUAUUAAUGCGGUUGAGCUUGCUGGAUUAGGUGGAUAUGGCACGGCCUUGUUUUGUGGCACCGGAUGCUUCCAUCGAAGAGAAUGCCUUUUUGGAAGGAAGUAUUCCAAAGAUUAUACAGGACAUUGGAACAUAGAGAGCCAAAAGACUAUUGAAAGAAGUAUCAAAGAACUGGAAGAAUCUGCAAAAGCUCUUAUCAGUUGCAGCUAUGAGAAGGGUACUCAAUGGGGCAAAGAGAUGGGAUUGAUAUAUGGGUGUCCUGUUGAAGAUAUUGCUACUGGCUUAGCAGUUCAAUGUAGGGGAUGGAAAUCGAUCUAUUAUAACCCAGAGAGAAAAGACUUUCUGGGUGUUGCUCCAAAUACCUUAGAUAUAGCACUUAUUCAACAUAAGAGGUGGUCUGAGGGCUUGUUUCAGAUAUUUUUCUCCAAAUAUUGCCCUUUCAUUUAUGGGCAUGGGAAGAUACACUUGGGUGCCCAGAUGGCAUAUUGUAUCUACCUUCUGUGGGCUCCAUUUUCCUUUCCAACUUUGUAUUAUGUGACUAUUCCUCCUCUUUGCUUGCUCCAUGGCAUUCCCUUGUUCCCUAAGGUGUCAAGCCUGUGGUUCCUAGCAUUUGCUUAUGUAUUUAUAGCCAAGAAUGUUUACAGCAUAGUUGAAGCCCUGAGAAGUGGUAGCACACUCAAAGCAUGGUGGUACUUACAACGAAUGUGGCUGAUCCGAAGGAUCACUUCCUACUUCUUCGCCUUCUUCGAUACCAUAAAGAGGCAACUGGGGCUAUCUGAGACAGAGUUUGCCCUCACUGAUAAGGUGAUCACAGAUGAUGUUUCAAAGCGGUAUGAGCAAGAGAUUAUGGAAUUCGGAAGUGCAAGCAUUAUGUAUACCGUGUUAGCAACAUCAGCAUUGCUGAAUUUUCUGAGCUUAGUUUGGGGAACAAAGAGAGUUGUCAUGGACAGGCAUUCCAAAGCUUUAGACCAGUUGAUCAGCCAGGUUAUUCUUUCUGUCAUAUUAGUUCUGAUCAAUUUACCGGUGUACCAAGCGCUCUUCAUCCGCAGCGAUAAAGGCCAUAUACCAUCCUCUGUCACGUUCAAGUCAGUUUUUUUGCUUGCACUGGCCUGCCUGAUGCCUAUAUACUAG